AUGCGGCAUCCAAAAUGCCCGCGGCUUGUCGUUCGCCUUGUGCUGCUGGCGCCGUCUCUGCUGCUGAGACCGGUGGCGGUUCCGCUGCCGGCGGUGGAUGCGGCCCCCCUGCUGCGCCAAAUGGCCGGGACCAGAAGCCGGGUGAACUUGGUGCAGGUCGGAGCCUGCGACGGGGACUUUGGCGAGGACGCGUCCUCCAACGACCCAGUUCAGGGCUUCCUGCUAAAAGAGCCCAAAAUCCACGGACUGCUGGUGGAGGCGAACCCAAACGUGUGCGCUACGCUGAGCAGCAAGGUCUCCGGGCUCUUCGAUGGCCGCGUCUCUGCGGUGAACUGCGCGGUGGUGCCUGGCGACUCCGCGGAGGACGCGGCCUUCUUCGUGGUGUCGCCGCGCCUGGCGGCGGAGCAGCCCAGGAAGGCGUUCCACUGGGCCCUGUACCAACUCAGCUCCCUGGACCGCGCCCACGUGGAGAAGCAUCACGUGCACCUGGGCCUCAGCAAGCAACACUUCGCCCGAUAUGUGGAGGACUUCUUGGGCUCGAAGAAGAUUUGUGGCCCGCGGUUGUUGUUCCCUUUUAUUUUUUAUGUUUGUUUUUUGUUGAGGGGGGGAUCCGGUGGUUUUUUGGUUACUAGGGCUGUUUUUUUUACUAGGGCUGGGCGUUGGUUGGUUGGUUGGUUGGGUGGGUGGGUGGGUGGGUGGGGUGGGGUGGAGGUCACCGACAAAAAGGCAGCCUUUUCGUUUUUGUUUGGCUUUCUCACUUUUCUUUUCUUUUUUUGGGGGGGGAGGGUGGGGGUGGCAGGGUGGAGGCCACCGACAAAAAGGCAGCCUCUUUGGGUUUUUCUGUUUUUUUUUUUUUUGGGGGGGGGGGUUGGGGGCGUUUGUUUUCCUUCUUUUCGUUUUUUGUUUGGGGCAGGUGUGUGUGUGUUCGGGUGGAGGUGA
Effrenium voratum is the source of this 939-nucleotide messenger RNA. NCBI's taxonomy places the organism in Eukaryota, Dinophyceae, Suessiales, Symbiodiniaceae. The record is from the annotation of a GenBank genome assembly.